This is a messenger RNA of Nymphaea colorata (pocket water lily), 1508 nucleotides long. Its product is annotated as proteasome subunit alpha type-7. Gene Ontology annotation, biological process: ubiquitin-dependent protein catabolic process. NCBI's taxonomy places the organism in Eukaryota, Viridiplantae, Streptophyta, Magnoliopsida, Nymphaeales, Nymphaeaceae. The record is from RefSeq and is a predicted model, not a curated record. Gene Ontology annotation, cellular component: nucleus; proteasome core complex, alpha-subunit complex; proteasome core complex.
GAUCGUUGAAUGAAUAGGGCGUUUGAUUAUUCCUGAUUCUAGAUUAUGAGGGGCUAAUUUAACUUUAAAGCUAUAGUUUUUAAUAAAUCAAGCAUGGAUUUUAAGACCACCAUUGUGCUUUCAAUUUCUGGAUCUCAAGUAAGAAGAAGGGGAGAUCUGACUAGAGAAUUGCAAAUUUAUGACAUAAUUUUUGCAUAGAAUUUCAAAUUCUUGUUAGAAAUUAAUGGUCUAAAAAUCACUAGAUCUAGGACAUGAAGAUGAAGACAGAAGAUCCCCAUUGAAGUGAUUAGUGGAGAUCGUAAGUGGUAAGAGUGAGUGAUUUGCUGCUCAAGUCCUUUUGGGGUGCGGCUGCUGCGUUUCGGCGCUAUCUGACUCGUUGCACAAGGAAAGAACCACGGGAGAGAGGGGGUGAUGGCGAGAUACGACGGGGCGAUCACAGUGUUCUCCCCCGACGGGCACCUCUUCCAGGUGGAAUACGCACUGGAGGCGGUUCGCAAAGGGAACGCGGCCGUCGGCGUCGGGGGAACCGACACCAUUGUCCUCGGCGUCGAGAAGAGGUCCACCGCCAGGCUCCAAGAUUCCCGAACUGUUAGGGAAAUAGUAAAUUUGGAUUAUCAUAUUGCGUUAGCCUGUGCUGGGCUGAAAGCAGAUGCAAGAGUUCUUAUAAAUAAAGCGUGCAUAGAAUCACGUUAUGUUGCUGGGCUUCAGCAGAAGUAUACUCAAAGUGGUGGUGUCAGACCAUUUGGCCUUUCAACCUUGAUUGUUGGUUUUGAUCCUUACACUGGUGGUCCAUCACUCUAUCAGACAGAUCCCUCUGGAACAUUCUCUGCCUGGAAAUCCAAUGCCAUAGGAAGAAACGAAUUUUCCAUGCGGGAGUUCUUAGAAAAGAAUUAUAAAGAGACAUCAGGGCAAGAAAUUGUGAAGCUUGCAAAUCGUGCUUUUCUUGAAGUUGUGGAGGGUGGAGGGAAGAACAUCGAGAUUGCUGUGAUGACAAGAGAUAAGGGACUGCAACAACUAGAAGAAUCUGAAAUUGACUCCAUUGUGGCUGAAAUUGAGGCAGAUAAGGCAGCUGCUGAAGCAGCCAAGAAGGCAUCCCAUAAAGAGGGCACCCCUUGAACUCUUUCUUUUGUUCCAUAUGCUGACAUGGCUUAGAAGUCAUUGGAGAGAAAAUGUGGCACUUUUUUUAAUUUGUCAAGGAUUAGCUUACAAGUUACAAACUAACAAGAGGGAUUAGUUUUAUCAUUUUAUGAAGGAUAGUUGUCCCACGUUCUCUUGUUUUUACCCUUUCAAGUUUGUAUACUUAUGAUCUUCAAAUGCUAGAUAGCUAGAGGUAAUUCCAUGUACAAAAUUCAGUCAUGUUACCUGAUCUUCUUCACACAAACUUUCAUCCAGAAGGAGCCUUAGGCAAGGGUAUAUAUAUGUUGGUAAGGAUUAAAGCAGUGGAUGUAAGCGUGACAGGGUUUGUCUUACUGAACGGCCAUUGAUUAUUGAAAGCUUCACUUAUCCAA